UUGGCCGGCCGACUGGAUUGGAUACGUUUCCCGCUAUUGUAAAUAAAAAAGAUAACACGAUAUUUUUAAAUGAAAAGUGUGUUAAUUUCUAAAUAUGACUUGGUACAAAUUAAUGUGCAAUUGCCAAGAACUUCAAUUGAUAGGUACAUUAAACGGCGGUCAAAGCUUUAGAUGGACACACAAUAAAGACACAGAUGAAUGGCUAGGUGUUUUCUCGAAAACUGUCUGGAAAUUACGACAAAAAGAGGAUUAUUUGCAUUAUGAAGUGAUUGGCAGUUUAUUGAAUGAUACGCCUAAAAUUGGCACGAAAAGAAAAAACGGGGUGGCAAAAGUUGAUAGCGAAGAUCUUUACAAGAAGUUGCUUCAAGAUUAUUUCCGUCUCGAUGUGAAUUUAAGUGAAUAUUAUAAGGAAUGGUCUGAAAAAGAUGAAUUGUUCAGAUCAGUUUGUAAACAGUUUUAUGGAAUCAGAAUGUUGAAUCAGGAACCCGUGGAGAACUUGUUCUCUUUUAUAUGUAGUCAGAAUAAUCACAUAUCAAGGAUAUCCAGUUUAGUAGAGAAGCUGUGUACUCAUUAUGGGGAGGUAAUAUGUGAGUAUGAGGGAAUCACUUACCACGCAUUUCCUGAAGCCGAGAAGCUGUCACAGCCACAGGUAGAAUCAGAACUAAGAAAGCUAGGAUUUGGCUACAGAGCGAAGUUCAUCCAGAAAUCGGCUGCAGCUAUUGUGGAUGCUGGUGGCGAGAACUGGUUCGCAGCUCUGAAGGAAAUGAAGUAUAAGGAAGCCAGGGCUGAGCUCAUGAAACUGCAGGGCAUAGGGCCCAAGGUAGCAGACUGUAUAUGCCUCAUGUCGCUGGGCCACCUAUCAGCCCUGCCGGUUGACACCCACGUGUACCAAAUAGCGGCCCAACAUUACCUGCCCCACCUGCGAGGCAAGAAGAGCGUGACGGAGAAAAUGUACGUGGAAAUCGGUGAUCAUUUCCGCGCGCUAUAUGGCGAUUACACUGGUUGGGCGCAUACGGUUCUGUUUUGUGCAGAUUUAAAAAAGUUCCAAAACGGCACUGAAACAGCCUCUACGAAGUCUAAAAAGAAGUGCUAA
Messenger RNA from Pectinophora gossypiella (pink bollworm), 1093 nucleotides. It is a transcript of the gene Ogg1, whose product is annotated as N-glycosylase/DNA lyase. The transcript is spliced from 6 exons. Gene Ontology annotation, cellular component: nucleus. The record is from RefSeq and is a predicted model, not a curated record. Gene Ontology annotation, biological process: nucleotide-excision repair; base-excision repair; base-excision repair, AP site formation. Lineage: Eukaryota; Metazoa; Arthropoda; Insecta; Lepidoptera; Gelechiidae. Bases 95 to 1093 code for a protein of 332 amino acids. Gene Ontology annotation, molecular function: damaged DNA binding; 8-oxo-7,8-dihydroguanine DNA N-glycosylase activity.